AGUGUAAUACCUUAGUUCCACAACACUUUUUUGUUUAAUUAUUAGAGCUCUGACAUUCCUUUAAAAAUUUUGCUCUUUUAAACUUCACUUCUCAGUCUUGUUUCUUCUGAUAUUUGUUGAAAAUUUAAACAAGAAAAGAAAUCACAAAGCCAUGGCGCACCAAAUGGAGUUGGUGCCUUCUAAUGUAGGACAAGAAGGGGAAGGUGAAAUGAAGAUAAUUGCUGUGGAAAAAGCUAACAAACCCAUCAACACUCGCUUCAGUGGCAAGGUCGACUACGAUAUGGUGCUGGUUGUGUUCAAAGAAAGUUUCAUAAAGAAGUGGGAGAAAAUGACGCCUUCGCCGGACACAGGCCUACAAGGUUUCGACGAGCUGGCCACUAUCGGUGCGGGCUCCUUCGGCAGAGUGAAAUUGGUACGCGAGAAGUCGACGGGUAAUUACUACGCCGCGAAGUUGGUGUUAAAGGAGAUGAUCGUGAAGACGAAGCAAGUGCCGCAUAUAUUCAAUGAGAAGCGCGUGCUGCUUAGCAUAGACUUUCCCUAUGUGGUUAUGAUGGACUUCUGUCGGAAGGAUUUUGAUAACUUGAUUUUCGGUUUGCCAUUCAUAAAUGGCGGAGAGCUCUUCACCUAUCAUCGCAAAGUGCGCAGAUUCUCCGAGAAACAAGCGCGCUUCUACGCGGCUCAAGUAUUUCUUGGCUUGGAGUAUCUACAUAACCUACAGCUGUUGUAUCGGGAUCUAAAGCCAGAAAAUAUAUUAAUCGAUCGGAAGGGUUAUCUCAAAAUAACGGAUUUUGGUUUUGCAAAGCGCGUUGAGACACGCACUUUGACCUUAUGCGGCACACCUGAGUAUCUGGCGCCCGAGUUGAUAAAGUCCAAACCUUAUUCCACCAGCGUCGACUGGUGGGCGUUCGGUGUGCUGGUCUUUGAAUUUGUCGCCGGUAAUUCACCCUUCUCCGAGUACAAUCGGGACGUGAUGAUGAUGUAUGGAAAAAUCUGCGAUGGCGCCUAUAAGAUACCGGCCUCAUUUCCACCCAUGUUAAAGGACUUAGUUUCACGUCUACUGGUGGUCGAUCCUUCGAAGCGACUCGGUUGCUUAACGAACGCACAGAAGGAUAUCAAAAAUCACGAAUGGUUUAAAGGCGUUGACUGGUACGGACUGCUGAACCAACAAAUACAGCCACCCUAUGUGCCUGUCAUCUCAAAUAUGGAGGAUCUGUCGAAUUUCGAUAAAUAUCCCGAAGAUAAAAAGAAUGCGUCGAAGUCAAAAAAUAACAAAUAUCCCGAAAUCUUUGCUGAGUUUUAGUUGCUUAAAUGUUUAUGUUUAUAUUUUACUUUACGAGAUACUAGCAGUGAAUCGGAAUACUAUAUAUGAAAUGUGCUUAAAAAUGGUUUUUAUUAAU
Messenger RNA from Zeugodacus cucurbitae (melon fly), 1397 nucleotides. RefSeq names its product cAMP-dependent protein kinase catalytic subunit 2-like. Lineage: Eukaryota; Metazoa; Arthropoda; Insecta; Diptera; Tephritidae. Gene Ontology annotation, cellular component: cAMP-dependent protein kinase complex; nucleus. The transcript is spliced from 7 exons. Gene Ontology annotation, molecular function: ATP binding; cAMP-dependent protein kinase activity. Gene Ontology annotation, biological process: peptidyl-serine phosphorylation. Bases 152 to 1300 code for a protein of 382 amino acids. The record is from RefSeq and is a predicted model, not a curated record.